Vicia villosa (hairy vetch) is the source of this 465-nucleotide messenger RNA. RefSeq lists its product as uncharacterized. NCBI's taxonomy places the organism in Eukaryota, Viridiplantae, Streptophyta, Magnoliopsida, Fabales, Fabaceae. The record is from RefSeq and is a predicted model, not a curated record. The coding region runs from base 1 to 465 and encodes 154 amino acids. The transcript has a single exon.
AUGCUUAUUCAUGGCAUAGAGGAAAAGGAAAAAAUUCUCAUGCAAAGAGAUAAAAUUAAUUGGUUGAAACUUGGUGAUGGAAACAAUGCUUUUUUCCAUGCCAUUAUGAGGGGGAAGAAUAAGCAAAAUGGGAUUCAUAAACUUGUUGAUAGUAAUGGCAUCACCCUCACUGAGUUCAAAUACAUAGAAGGUGAAAUUUUGAGAUUUUAUAAAAAUUUGGUGGGAACAUCUAUAAGGAGGUUGUUACAUGUGGAUAUAGUGGCCUUUCGCAAUGGUACUCAGUUAAAAGAAACUAGCAAAGAAAGUCUUAUCCAAUCUAUAAUUGAAAAUAAAGUUUGGAAUAUCCUCAAGAUAAUUGGAGAGACAAAAUCCCUUGGCGUAGAUGGAUUCAAUUCCAAGUUCUUCAAGUCUACUUGGGAUAUUAUCAAAGUGGACAUGAUGACUGCUAUACAAGACUUAUUUUAG